Molecule: messenger RNA, 1034 nt
Organism: Humulus lupulus (European hop)
Lineage: Eukaryota; Viridiplantae; Streptophyta; Magnoliopsida; Rosales; Cannabaceae
Exons: 1
Coding region: 263-880 (205 amino acids)
Cellular component (GO): nucleus
Source: RefSeq, a predicted model, not a curated record
CCCAAGUUAUAGUUAAAGGUCAUUCAUAACCUUAAGUUUUCAAAAAAAAAAUUAAAACAAACAAAUUAGAAAUAACCUUAUUGAUUAAUGUUAAAACAAAAAUAACAAUAUACAUUUCAAAUAAAAAUUCAAAUACAAAUAUAAAAUCUUUAUCACUGGUGGAAUUUUAAAAAUUGAGCGGUUAUAUCUACAUUUACUUGUAAACCUAGAAAUAUAUACAAUCUAAGUUGAUUGAUCCGCACAAGCACUUGAUAGCUUGACAAUGGAGUUUGAAACCCACUCAGCUCCACCAGAUUCUGAACUGGUGAAGCACCAUAAGACCACCGCCGCAAACCAAGGAGAAGAAGAAGAAAAUAUUUACAAGCUUCUGCUCCCUGACGUUGGGGACCUUCCUCCAACUCCUCCGACGGCUGUUCAAUCCAACUUUAUUUCCUAUUUCGCUCCAGAUUUUCUGAAGCCAGGACACGAUCAAUACAUUUAUCGUCACGCAAACGGAUUAUGCGUGAUCGGUUUGGCUUCGACGCAUGUGGCUUUCAAGGACGAAGGAGGCAUCACGGCCGUCGAUUUCAAUGUCGGCAAAUCCAAUCGAAGCGAGAUAAAGGUCACCGGAAAACGCAAGAAGAAUGCUCAACUUUUAGAGCCAAAUUCGGCUCUCUGUAAAGUGAUCACCAAUGAUGGCUCUUACAUUGUGAGGUGUUGCGUGAAAGGUUGGCUCUUGGAAGUGAAUGAGAAACUAAUCAAGCAGCCACGGUUGCUUAAUUUGUCGGCGGACAGAGAGGGCUACGUUGCCAUUAUCAUGCCAAAACCAGCCGAUUGGCUCAAGGUCAAGGACUCUUUACUGGUUUCGGAGGAGUAUAAAAGACUUAGACAAAUUUGUUAGUUUUAAAAAAUCCAUUCUUAGUCAAGUUUUGUGGCUUAGUAAGGGACACUUAGCCAAACGAAAAAGCGUACAUGUUGUUAUUUUGUUAUGGGGUUUUAAGUGUUUAUUUUAAUUGUUUAUGAAAAUAAUUAAUAUUUUUUGUAUUAUUAAGGGG